AUGCCUUGUUUAAAUAAUUCUAACACAAUUAGUCAAAUAGUUGAAAAAUAUAAUACUUCAGGUCAUCUGUUAUUCAUUAUUAACUAUCCAAAUUUACUUGAGCAUAUCCAUGAAUAUGUUGAAUUUGGUGCUGCAUAUAAAAAAAGAAGAAAAGAAAGCAUAAAGGUUCUUAUUAUUAAUUAUUUACAAGAAGAUCUUAGAACUAGGUAUAAUGAAUAUUUAUCAUGUUCUGGUCUCAAUAAUUACCUAUUACCUUAUCAUUCAAAUUCUAUAGCUGCAAAAGCCCAUCAUCAUCUUGCAGGUAUUGCGAUCUCUUCUGUCUGUAGAAAUGAAAAAAAAGAGCAUCCUGAUGUACAUUAUUGUUUUGCUUCUGUAAAAGGAGUGAAGCAAUUUGUAGCAAGAUUUUUUAGUCAUUCUGUAAGUUUUCAAGAACUUGUUACAUUAUCUGAUCAUGAUUUUUCUAUUGAAAAGCAACAAAAACUGAUACUAUCAGUUUAUAUGUUAACAAAUUCAAGUGAUAUUAAUAAUAUUUCUUAUAAUUGUCAACUUGCAAUAUUUAUACGUCCACAAUACCAAGUCAGAACUAAUUCAGCUUCACAUAUAGAAGAUUUAAAAUCAUUAACUAAAAAUAAUUAUCUGAACAAAAUAUUAAAAGAUAAUAGUUUAAUCAAACCUAUUUGGGUUCUUUUGGUAGAUGGAGGCCCAGAUAAAAAUUCAUGA
This is a messenger RNA of Cetraspora pellucida, 720 nucleotides long. The record is from the annotation of a GenBank genome assembly. Lineage: Eukaryota; Fungi; Glomeromycota; Glomeromycetes; Diversisporales; Gigasporaceae.